Thlaspi arvense is the source of this 543-nucleotide messenger RNA. The record is from the annotation of a GenBank genome assembly. Lineage: Eukaryota; Viridiplantae; Streptophyta; Magnoliopsida; Brassicales; Brassicaceae.
AUGGAGUGGGCAAUGUCCCUCCUUGUGAACCACCCAGAGGUGCUGAAAAAGGCAAGAGAGGAAAUAGAUUCCCAUGUGGGCCAAGACCGUCUAGUUGAUGAACUUGAUCUCUCCAAUCUCCACUACCUUCACGCAAUCAUCUCCAAGACCUUCCGAUUAUUUCCCGCAGCACCAUUGUUGGUGCCACAUAUGCCAUUAGAAGACUACACGAUCGGGGGAUACUACGUGCCACGUGGUAGCAUCUUGUUGGUCAAUGCAUGGUCAAUUCACAGGGACCCUGAGGUUUGGAUGGACGACCCCACUAGUUUUAAGCCUGAGAGGUUUGAAGGAAGGAAGUGUUUCGAGUGGGAGAGGGGCAGUGAAAAACCCGUUGAUCUCAGAGAAGGAAAAGGAACAACCAUGCCCAAGCUUGAGCCACUGGAAGUCAUGUGCAAGGCACGCCCCAUAAUGAAACAAGGUUAUAGUUUAAGCAAAAACAGUGCCCGAGGGAAACCCACUAUGGACCUUCGGCCGAAGAGGCCUGGAAAGUUUUCUUUGGGUUGA